CCAACCCCAAGACAUUAACUGAUAUUGCAAAAGGGGACCCUGCACUUGGAAAUGGGGUACUGUUUAAUACUGUAAGAAAGCCACAAAUGUAUUUUAACUUACAGGGGUGGAGGAAGCCCUAUUGUGUAUAUAGCAUGGUUCCCACAACAGAGAUACAAAAGGGUGUUCUGCAGAAUCUAUUAUUUGAGAGCUGUGGUGAUUAAAUUAACCUGUUAGCAACUAUGUUGAAACAAUGGGGCUAAGAGGGUAUAAAAACCUUAGGUAUGCUGCAGUCUGUCCUUUUAACAGAAAAUCUUUUUACAUAACUGCUGGACUGCAAAAAGAGGUAAGCUUGCUGUCUCUAACUCUGAAACUACUGCCACUUUUUGCCCAUGCUGUCUUUAGUAAAUAAUGGUGCCUAUGCUUAUUGCAGUGUGAUCUGUUUUAGCAUGGAACCAGUAACUUCAAACUGCAUUUUACCACCAGGCCAAGGCCCACACACACAUGGGGGGGAACAGAACAAUCAUGUUCCAGCAACACUUUAUCCCAUAGUGAAAGUACUGUCAAAACAUGACCAGAGGGAAAACAAACUCAAAAGAAAAAGAGAGGAGAAAGCUGAAAAGGAAAAUUUACCAGCAUCAGUGACUGAUGGACAGAUGAAGCCCAGCAUGGGCAACCUUUCUGAAAAUACUGUAGUCAGCGCUACAAGGACACCUCCUCCAGAACCACCAAAGAAACUCAAAAGAAAAAGAGAGGAGACAACUGAAAAGGAAAAUUUACCAGCAUCAGUGACUGAUGGACAGAUGAAGCCCAGCAUGGGCAACCUUUCUGAAAAUGCUGUAGUCAGCGCUACAAGCACACCUCCUCCAGAAGAACUACCAAAGAACCAAAAAUCUGCUUUGAGACCUUUAACAACGCAAAACAGCACUGAAGUGCAGAUGAAGCAUCCGGGCAGCCCAGACCUCAUAUACGUGAAACCCAAGGACAAAACAAAAGACUCUGGUAAAAAGCAACCACACAAACACAACUCCUGUUGCUCAGCGGCUACAGCCACACCAAGCCCUGAGAAAACUGUGAGUGAAAAUGCCCACGUUCACAAACCCAGAGCACGCACUCUAGGGGUUCUGAAGGUGCGCAAACCUGGAGCAUGUGGUGUAUGGGCUCCAUAUAAAAAACCACGGUCUAGAAGCUUCUGCGAUGCCAAGGUGUUGCAACCACACACACACAAUUCCAGUUCCUCAGCGGCCACCGCCACAGCAAGCCCUGAGAAAACUGUGAAAGAAAAUGCCCACGUUCACAAACCCGGAGCAUGCGCUCCAGGGGUUGUGAAUAAAACACCGAGCACUGACAAAACAUUCUCCCAAAACCAUAAGCUCGCCACAGCUCCCCCAAGUUCUAGUGUUUGGGAAGAGUUUGAUGCUUCCAUCAGAAAAGUGAUGGAUGCUGUAUCCUCGGGGAGUCUAAAAGAACGGCCUUCUAGAAAGACUUGGGAAAAAUAUGAUGCUUUGUUCAGAGCAAUGUUAAAAGACAAGAGGGCUGAAAAGGGUGUCUCUGAGCAGGCAUGACUAGUCGUGGAAAGGGGCCUGGGUAAAAGGGGCACCCUCCAGAGUACACAUCAGCUUAUGUGUAAACAAAAGGGGGGACAGCGCUUGAGGGAUAAACGAAUGGCUGCCAAAAAGUUUCAGGCCAGGGUGGCUGUAAAAAUCUUAAAAAGGGCUAAAGAGGUAAUGAGGAAAAAAAAACAAAGAGAGAUGCCUCCUACUGGAGGCUCUCAGACUGGCUUCUCUGAAAAUGGGGAGAUGGAAUCAGACUCUGGUUUAGCAAAUUCCCCAGAGGGCUCUCUAGACAGGCCCCAUUCUACUUCCAAUGACCCUCAUGGAGGCUUCUCAGAGUUUGACUCCCAAAUAGCAUCUGAUGUAGAAGAUCCCGCUAAUGAUCCCAUAGAGGAACCCCCAAGUAACCCCGAAAAUGCAGAGGUGUAUAUGGAAAGAGUGAGAAGUUGGCAACAUGAAUUACCUAGAUUUGGGGGGUCGGUAUAUUGUGAGGAAUUUCGUUUUGUCAAUCUUGAGCAAGUAAAUUCAGCUCAGCGGGUUGUUGAAGCCAUACACCAGGGAAUACAGUUGGUACUCGAUGAUGUUAAUGGUAGGGUAGGCCCUGAUGAUUACGUUCAGUUACGUUUAGAGAGCCGUAAUUUAGCUAACCCUUUGUUUUCAGUCAGAAGAACUAGGGAUGAGCUAUCUGCUGAGGAUUUCUUAAAUCAGACCUCAAAGCUGCUACAGAGCAAUAGAGAGUUGCAUCUCGAUGGGACAUUGCGCCUUGUUGUGACAGUUGUAAAAAACAGGGGUGGGGGUGCUCGUAGAGUUUUAAAUUCUAUCCUUAGUAGUCAAAUUAUUCAUAAAAAAAGACAGUGUUUGGUAGACCUGACUUACACCGGUACCAAUCUGUGUUUUGCGGGUGGCCUUUUGGCCGUCAUGUCCGAUCGUAAACCUACGGACACGGAAUUGUUAGCGGAGGCGAGAAAGUUGCAUGAGAAACUGGGGUGGUCAGAUCAAAAAAAGAUUCUGGUCAGUGACGUAGCAAAGUUUGAACAGCAUUUAGGAGUGAACAUACACGUGGUGCUGUAUACGGAAAAAGGUGGCUGGGGCUUUUUUAAAACAGGAGGCCUCACGUACCCCAAGACUUAUUUCAUCCUGUUGCACGAUGAGCAUUACUAUGGAGUUCUGGAUGUGAAAAAGUUGUUUGGAGCGAAAAAUUAUUGUGAGUUUUGCCACACGGUGUACAGCCACGACCACUCUUGUAGGUAUCGUUGCCGCCUCUGCUUGAGUGUAACGUGCUCAGACAGCGUGGGCGUGCAGCUGCGGUGUCCUAGCUGUAGACUGUAUUGUCGAUCCAAAGAAUGUUUAGACAGACAUGUCGACUGUGCAUCAAAAAACCAAGUUGAAUGCCUGUCUAAAACUUUGUGUGAUAAGUGUCAGUCUUACGUGAACAAGCGGCAUAAGUGUAAAGGGAGGCGAUGUAAGCAGUGUCAGGGUUUGAUUGUUGGUGAUGUAGACAGUCACUUUUGUUUUAUGGAUAGCCUUAGAAAGCCUGAAUCCUCAGAAAAGUAUAUUUUUUAUGAUUUUGAAUGCAUGCAGGAGACUGGGUUGCACACUCCCAAUUACAUUUUUGCUAUGUCCUUAAAUCCAGAAAAAUCCUGGGAAUUUAAGGGCGAUGAGUGUCUGUCUGUCUUUGUUAAGACCUUUAUCGGCAAAGAGUUUCGCGACUAUACGUUCCUAGCGCACAAUUCCAAAGGUUAUGAUGCGUACUUCAUCGUUAGGCAGUUACUGAAGGAAAAGAUGUGCAUAGAACUGAUCACUCAGGGUAGUAAACUAAUGUGUGUGGAAGUGAAGGCCCUGGGGAUUCGUUUUAUAGACUCUUUAAACUUCUUGCCCAUGAAGCUUAGCAAGCUACCGCAGGCAUUGGGAUUUGAAGGGUGCAAAGGUUAUUUUCCACAUUUUUUUAACACUGUAAAAAAUCAAAAUUAUGUGGGACCUAUGCCCAGUGUGGCACACUAUGGUGUAGAAAGCAUGAUGCCCAGGGAGAAAACAGAGUUU
Messenger RNA from Gopherus flavomarginatus (Mexican gopher tortoise), 3572 nucleotides. RefSeq lists its product as uncharacterized. The transcript is spliced from 5 exons. NCBI's taxonomy places the organism in Eukaryota, Metazoa, Chordata, Testudines, Testudinidae. The coding region runs from base 372 to 1544 and encodes 390 amino acids. The record is from RefSeq and is a predicted model, not a curated record.